Messenger RNA from Jaculus jaculus (lesser Egyptian jerboa), 1494 nucleotides. It is a transcript of the gene Kcnj14, whose product is annotated as potassium inwardly rectifying channel subfamily J member 14. Gene Ontology annotation, cellular component: plasma membrane. Gene Ontology annotation, biological process: regulation of monoatomic ion transmembrane transport; potassium ion import across plasma membrane. Gene Ontology annotation, molecular function: inward rectifier potassium channel activity. The record is from RefSeq and is a predicted model, not a curated record. Lineage: Eukaryota; Metazoa; Chordata; Mammalia; Rodentia; Dipodidae. The transcript has 2 exons. The coding region runs from base 1 to 1302 and encodes 433 amino acids.
AUGGGCCUGGCCAGGGCCCUGCGCCGCCUGAGCGGCGCGCUGGAGUCGGGGGACAGCCGAGCGGGCGAUGAGGAGGCCGGGACGGGACUGUGCCGCAAUGGCUGGGCACCUGGGCCGGUGGCCGGGACCCGUCGCCGGGGACGCUUCGUCAAGAAGGAUGGCCACUGCAACGUGCGCUUCGUGAACCUGGGCGGCCAGGGCGCGCGCUACCUGAGCGACCUGUUCACCACGUGUGUGGACGUGCGCUGGCGCUGGAUGUGCCUGCUCUUCUCCUGCUCCUUCCUCGCCUCCUGGCUGCUCUUCGGCCUGGCCUUCUGGCUCAUCGCCUCGCUGCACGGCGACCUGGCCGCCCCGCCGCCGCCCGCGCCCUGCUUCUCGCAGGUGGCCAGCUUCCUGGCCGCCUUCCUCUUCGCGCUGGAGACGCAGACGUCCAUCGGCUACGGGGUGCGCAGCGUCACCGAGGAGUGCCCGGCCGCCGUGGCCGCCGUGGUGCUGCAGUGCAUCGCCGGCUGCGUGCUCGACGCCUUCGUGGUGGGCGCAGUCAUGGCCAAGAUGGCCAAGCCCAAGAAACGCAACGAGACCUUGGUCUUCAGCGAGAACGCCGUCGUGGCACUGCGUGACCGGCGCCUCUGCCUCAUGUGGCGGGUGGGCAACCUGCGCCGCAGCCACCUGGUGGAGGCUCACGUGCGGGCCCAGCUGCUGCAGCCUCGUGUGACCCCUGAGGGCGAGUACAUCCCACUGGACCACCAGGAUGUAGACGUGGGCUUCGACGGAGGCACUGACCGCAUCUUCCUUGUGUCCCCCAUCACAAUUGUGCACGAGAUCGACUCUUCCAGUCCCUUGUAUGAGCUGGGGCGGGCUGAGCUGGCCCGGGCUGACUUUGAGCUGGUAGUCAUUCUCGAGGGCAUGGUUGAGGCCACAGCUAUGACCACACAGUGCCGCUCAUCCUACCUCCCAGGUGAGUUACUGUGGGGCCAUCGUUUUGAGCCAGUCCUCUUCCAGCGUGGCUCCCAGUAUGAGGUAGACUAUCGCCACUUUCAUCGCACAUAUGAGGUCCCCGGGACGCCCGUCUGCAGCGCCAAGGAGCUGGACGAACGGGCAGAGCAGGCCUCCCACAGCCCCAAAUCGAGCUUCCCUGGCUCCCUGGCUGCAUUUUGUUAUGAGAAUGAACUUGCUCUGAGCUGCUGUCAGGAGGACGAGGAGGAAGAAGACACCAAGGAGGGGACCUCAGCAGAGACCACAGAGGGAGCUGCUAGCCCCCGAGUUCUGACACCAACCCUGGAGCUGACCCUGCCCCCAUGAUGCAGCUGAUGUCCCUUCCCCAUGUGGGUCCCCUUCCCAGAGGUGAUGGAUGACUAGAGGGAUCUGGCCUCUGCUGGGAGGGGUCAGGCAUUUACCAGGACCAAUGGCCUGCUGGGCAAACACUAGCUGGUGAUGAUGUCAUGCCUACUGAACCUUCAUUUCUCUGCUUCCUGCUCCCUCCUGAGACCCCUU